Messenger RNA from Sycon ciliatum, 7765 nucleotides. RefSeq lists its product as uncharacterized. Gene Ontology annotation, cellular component: membrane. Gene Ontology annotation, molecular function: guanyl-nucleotide exchange factor activity; GTPase activator activity. The record is from RefSeq and is a predicted model, not a curated record. The transcript has 28 exons. The coding region runs from base 191 to 5941 and encodes 1916 amino acids. NCBI's taxonomy places the organism in Eukaryota, Metazoa, Porifera, Calcarea, Leucosolenida, Sycettidae. Gene Ontology annotation, biological process: signal transduction; positive regulation of GTPase activity.
AGACCCACCAGUCACCACACACCAGAUAGCCAUGAUCUUCUUUUGCACGAGCUGAAAUAAAUCAGUGCCACUGCCAGUCGCAAUCAUGUGUUUUUUCUCGCAUGAAUGAGCGCAUCCACAACGCGAAUGAGCGCUUCCUGCAGGUAACUGGUUUGAAUUUUUUUAGCUUCAACACUGGCGGAGCGGCGGCAUGGAUGCCGAUCUGUGGAAUCGUCGCUGGGCUGAGUCCUUCCCGGACGCCUCUCCACCAGCACCAUGGCCCCAGUCGGACGAAACUGUGGACGAGGCGAUCGUUGCUUCGCAGGAGCGACUCGCUGCACUGCAAGAUCAAACGCGGCGCGAGCUGUUCCUGCUUAUGUGUUUGAGAUCGCACCUCCAAACGAUGCAGUCUGUUGGCUUGUCCACGCCAACAGACGGGGAAACUCCGCUGCAGGCUGCGUUCUCGGAGCGAGCCAGCUUCAAACGACACACGGUGAUGCCUUCGCCCGUGCGCUCGCGCUCAGCGGCUGACAUCCUACAGCAUAAAUCACAGGACGAUGAGUUCUCACCUCCCGCAACGCCAGGCACGACAACAACUAGGGCACUAGUACGGCGACGCAGGGUGGCGACUGACAUCAGAAGGAAACGCAGGCGAUCGUCGCAGCCGAUGCAAUCAGGCGAGUUCGGAGAGUCCAGCGAGGAGCAAAGUGAGCCUGCUUCGGAGCUGGCUGCUGCGGAGCCUGCUACGCCAACGUUAGCCAAGGCGAGGCAGCAGCCGCGCUCGACGCAGGCACAAGAGAUGAGCAGCCGUUCAGUCGACCCCCGGAGCUCUUUACCUGGUACUAGGGACGAACGCGACAAUGCGCGCGCCCGUCUCCGCUACCUUCGCCAGCACGUGGACGGCGAGGCGAGAAAAAUGAUCCUGGGCGUGCGACGUGCGCGUGGUACCGAUGGGUCCAUUGCAACGCCGCUUGUUUGUCGUGAAUCUGAUUUGAUGUCGCCGACGGAACGAUAUCUUCCGCGAAGUCUAUACCCGUCCAGCUUGUUGCAAGUGAGUGACACUGUGCAGGCGGCACCAGGUCGGAGCUCGUCUCCAUCUUCUUCCUCCUCCGGCUCUUCAAGUGAUGACAAUCUCUCCAUAGACAACGAACAUUCGGACUCGACAGAACAUUUUGAGGACGGGGACGACUGCAGCUCCACGACAACACCUUCUGCAGCAGUACCAGAAGACGCUAAACAGAGCGCGACCUCGCACUCCGGGAGGAUGGCAUCUGAGGGGCCCGAUUUGAUCGUUUCCGCCGACAUCGAAGGCGAAGGUAUUGACGUGCUGAUCCGUGCCGCAGAGGCCGUCACACUCGAUGAGCAAGCGGCAACGGAGGCCGCUUUAUCCGAAGGCCCAAGCAAGGCAGCGGUAGUGGAUACGUCCCACACGAGCUUGGCCAGCGAGCCCGUAGCGGUGUGCAAGGAAGUUCAGCCAGUCACCAGCUCUCUAGGUGACGAGCAGGUCGAAGGCUCACACGAAUGUGACGGACCCACUGAGGACGUUAGUGCUGCAGCCGAUGCUGCUCCGGCUGAUGCUACUCCAGUCGAUGCUCCUCCGCCUGAUGCUGCUCAGGCAGAUGCUGCUACGGCCGAUUCUGUUACAGCUGAUGCUCCUCAGGCAGUUGCUGUCGCAGACGAUUCUGUUACAGUCGAUACCACUACGGCUGAUGCUGCUCAGGCAGAUGCUGUUACAAUCGAUGCUACUCCAGCCGAUGCUGCUACAACCGAUGCUGCUCCAGCAGAUGCUGCUACAUCUGAUGCUACUCCAGCUGAUGUGGAGGUCGCAUCAAUUGAUGCGACUGCGGCUGCUGGAGAAACUACCGCUGCCGCGGAGGUUGUCACGGAGACUGCUUCUGUCAGCGGCGGGUCCGACAACACUGUGCCUGCAGUAAGCUCAGAAGCUGAAGCAGCUGGCACAACAGCUGGUAAAGCACCUUGCGGCGAUCCUAUGAAUAUCAUGGAUUGCCUACUGCAGGCGGCGGAGGAGGCCGAGCAGUCACAGGAAUUGGAAGACAGCACCAUGUUACAGAGUGCAGCUGCCAAUACCGCCACCACGCCAACCAAUGACGCAAUGACAGAUGUGUCUGUCCCUACAAUCAGCACCAGUAGUGCUGAGCAGGACACGAAUCACCCGCGCAGCUCCACCAGCCAGUCGGUCAUGGAGGCACUGGGCACUCCGCCAGGAUCACCGCCACCUGUUUCCGACUGCAAGACUCCCGGCGAGGCAACACCGAGCGCUGGUGCUUCAUGCUCCGAGACUAGCGGGGAACGCCACGCAGUAGCUUCCGAGAAGGCGCCCAUUCUGGCAGGGAAAUUGCCGACGCGGAAGAACUGUGAUUCUUUGGAGGACGUUUUCGCCAAUGCCUACUGUCCGCCAACACCGUCUGACGUCCCAGCGAGCAAGGAUGUGCAGGACAGUAAAAGUACCGGCGCCGAAUCGAUUCCUCGUCGCCCGCUCACGCUGACUCGAGCCAGCGAGGGUACCGUGUAUGAGAGCAUCGAGAACGCGCUCGACGAAGCCACGCCGCCCGUGUCCGUGUCGUCAAUCACGCCGGUCAGCGGGCCGAGCGUCUCUGAUGACGGACAUAAAGGAAGUGCGACAUCGGGCGGCUCGGCUGCGAGCAACGGUUCAUCUCCGACUGUCUCCGCCGUAACCAGCCUGCCAUCCAUGUCACCUUUGGCUAACGAGCAAUCCAUCUCGGCCAAGAACAGCCGUCGCUGCGUCUCCGUCAAGGGCAACAAGACGCCGCUGUACGAGCGCCUGGAGGAUCUCGACGUGCUCAUUCAGAACAGCAUCUCGCACUCGGGACUGGUCGCGACCGCUCCUUCGCCGUCGAUCACGUCGCAGCCUUCGAUAAGCAGCAUAUCGGUCAGCGGGCGUAGCGAGUGCUCGACGGGAUCUGACGACGCGUGCAGCCAUGACAUUCAGAGCACGUGUAGUGGAGAGGAAAUCAUCCCCGCCAUGUCCUACGAAGAAGAGCUGGAGGACCUGCGGCGGGCGCGCAGUGAUUGUCAGGAUUCGCUGUCUAUGCGUUCGUUCCUGUCAAGCAGCUCAUCGCUGCUCCCCACCAAGUCAGAGGCGUCAGUAUUGACCAGCUCUCUGCCUACGCCGGCUGCGGCGUCGAGGACGUCAGUGACGUCAGUCUCGCCGCCCGGCACAGGGGCUGGGGGCGCACAGCCACAGGCGCAUGCCGACUCGCCCAUCGCCAUCCUCAACAGUCUGGAGGCCAGCCUGGGACAGAAGACGGCGGUGGCUGGCGGUGGUGACUCUGCAGUGGUGGACGGCAUGCAGCAGCACACCGAUGAGGAUGACUCGCUGCUGAUGCGCAAGAUGGUAGUGAUGGGUAUUGUGGACAGCGAGAAACUCUACCUGGAAGUCCUGCAGAUCAUGCUCAAUAAUUACUGCAAGCCCCUGGCAGCUGUUGCUACUAGCUCGCAGCCAAUCGUCUCUCAGAAAGAUUGCGACACUAUCUUUCACAACCUGACCAGUAUCGUUGACGUGCACGAGCACAUCAACCGCCUGCUUGAGCCACUGCUCGUGGACUGGAGCGUCUCCACCGAGGUCGGAAGAGCGCUGGUCGAGCUGGUACGGCAAUUGCCCGUGUACAAGUCGUACCUGGAUAAUUACCCGCGCGCCAUUGAUAUUGUAACACGCUACCGGCAGGAGUCUGGUGCGUUCUCGGCCUUUCUCAAGGCGGCUGCAUCCAUCAAGGGCUUGAAGAAGAAUGUUCCGUUCGAAGAGCUGAUCCAGAUGCCUGUACAGCGCCUGCAGAACUACAUUCUUGUCAUGCAAGAUCUAGUGCGCUAUACCCCACCUGCACACCCUGACUAUGCCAGCCUGUCAACGUCCGUUGCCGACCUGGGCUCCUUCCUGGCCAACUUCAAUACUGCACGUGCGGCAGGUGGUCGCGAGACGCAAUGUGGACGUAAACUGAUCCAGCACUGCACGUGUGUUGAAUCACAGACGUCGGACGGCCGGCGUAAGUUUCGUCAUCUCUUCCUGUACGAGGACACAUUGCUCUGUUGCUCUACGCCGCACAGGAGCAGGCAACAUAAGGAGAAACUUGAAUGCAAGUGGUACAUGCCACUGGCGGAGUGCAUCGUCAACCCGCCUUUCGAUGCCGACGGCGAUAUAGCUCUGCAAGUAUCUCAGUCUGAACUCAACGCCCUGUCUCUCAAGGUCAACAAAUACAAAGCAGAGCUGAAGCAAAUCAACCGUGUUAUGGCUGAUGUAAAGAAGCGGGCCAAGAAGAUGGCCGAUCGGGAAAAGAUUCGCAAACGUCUCCAGGAGUCCGAGAUGCUGCUGAAGCAGAUGACGGCCAGUUCAUUGGUUCGUUUCGGGCACAAGUCCCAAAAGUACAAGCACGUAUCGCGCUACCUUCCCGGCAAUCGCAUAUCUGCUGUUAGCCUCCCCACCGUCACUGGUAAUAUGCAAGCCUCACAGCCCUCUGUCACCAACCAUGUGCCACUCAAAGAAAGCGACUAUUAUCACAAAAAGCCGUAUGUCAUGCUCUUCUUCGGAGAUCAAGAAGGCAAGGAGUUUGAGGAUGCUGUCACGAAAGCAACUGCUUAUGCACCUGUGACGGAGUUGACACAGUUUGAACUGCAGGAUAUGAUGGCGAAGAGCAAGCUGGAGUCUGACUUCCUUCUGGCUGAGGCUCUUGCGCAGGAGGAAGAAGAUGAGGAGAAUGUGGAGCUUGUGGACGGUCUAAUGACGGUGUUCAUCGAUCGUGCAAUUGGCUUGAAACCCACUCUGCUGGAUGUGACGUGUACAAUGGAGCUGGACACGUACGGGCACUUUGAACGCAAGGCCAAGACACGUGCACAGCACAACAAUGGUGCACCCGUCUUCGAGCAGGGCUUUGAGAUCGAGCUCGAAGCCGCCGAGAGCCUGGUCAUAACGAUCUUCGAGAAGGGGCUCAAGGUGAAAGGCAGACACCUUGGCCGGGUUACCUUGGAUCUUUUACCAUACUGUGAUGAGGAGCCUCAUGACAUAAGCAUUCCCGUGCAUCCUCAAGGUUCACUGCAGCUGUGUGUCCAGUACUUCUCGCCAGAAGUGGCAGCGCGGCGCUCGGAAAUGAUGAAGGCGCACACGUCGACGAGCGUCUUCGGCGAGAAUAUCGAGACCGUCUCCCUGCGCGAAGCUGAUUUGGUGCCAGCCAUUGUAAAAAUCUGCUGUUCAGAAGUGGAGAAACGAGGUCUGGAGGAGACUGGCAUCUACAGAAUUUCCGGCCUGCUGUCGGACGUGAAGAGCCUGAAGCAGGCGUUCGAUAUCAGUAUCAAGGAUGCUCAGAAGCUUGCUGAAGAGGUUGAUGUGCAUGCAGUGUCCGGCUGUCUGAAGCUCUACUUCCGUGAAAUGCCCGAGCCCAUCUUCCCACGCUGCAUGUACAACAAGUUUGUGGAAGGACUCGGUCUGUCGAAUCCUGAAGCACGCCAGCAGUGCAUCCUGUCUCUACUCUACUCCAUCCCCGACCCUAACCUGAUGACGGCAAUCCACCUGAUCAAGCAUCUUAAAGUUGUCAGUAGCCAAAGCUCAGAGAACAAGAUGAAUAAUCAGAACCUGUCCACUGUGUUCGGCCCUAACCUGUUCAAACCGGACACCAAGACGGAAGAGCAGGAUGUCUCCGCCGCUUUGGAUGUUGUCUCUCAGGUUGGCGUGUUCGUAUUCCUGUUGGAGCUUGACUUGGAUGUGUUGUUGAUCGAGGACAAGCUGCCCACUAACAAGCUCCAGGAGCCGCCGGUGUUCAUCAAGGGCCAUCACCGAGGCCAUUCCAAUGCCUCGGCCGGUGUUGGUGGUGGGUCGACGUCCAACCUGCCUAGCAUGAACCCGACACCACCGGCGUCGGCCUCCUCCUCGUCACAGGCCCAGCAGAAGGAGUCCUCACCCAACAUACCACGCAAGCUGUUCAGGCACAAGUAGUAGACCUAUGGCUGUGUGCGCGCGCGUGUGUGUGUCCGUGCCGUGACGUGAACCGCAAAUCAGGCUUGAUUUGAGAGAGUACGAGCAAGGAGUGCACAGCAGCAGUUCGUACUGCAACCCAAGCAGCAAUUAGACUUGAUUUGAGAGAGUACAAAUAUGGACUGCACAGCAGCACCAUCGUCGUCGACAACGCUGAGAAUCAACUCGAGCAGCAGUUCGGCUUGAUUUGAGAGAGUAUGAGAAUGGAAUGCACAGCAGCAGCAACACCGCGUUGUCGUCUUUGACAACACUGAGAAUAACUGCGGAGGUUCACUUGAUAGCAAGGGCACCUAUCUAACUUAUUGUGAUUUACUACUCUCUCUUCUUCCUGCUCCCGCUCCAGGCGAGCUAUGCCAGCGGUGGCGGUGUCCACUAGCUGGCAGCGCCUGAUACGUGUGUGCGUGUGUGUGUGUGCGCGUGUAUGCGUGCGCCUGUGUGCAUCCGUCCGUGUAGAUGAAAUUUCGAAUUAUCUUGUGCUGUUUGGCGCACUCCCUUGAGAGAUUUGUUUUCCAUUGUCCUUUCCUCCCUGUAUUAAUGGUUUGUGUUAGUAUUCGCUUGCUUAUCCGUAAUCACGCACUUUGCCUCGCCCUGUUUAGUGUGCAUAGAUGCACGGGGGUCACUGUCUGCACCCACCGUAGCAGGCAUUGGUGAUUCUAGAUCGCUUUCCUAGAUUCAUUUCCACGUUUCUCUUUCUUUCCCCCCCGGCGUAGCGUACAAGUAGCAUUCACCCUGCCGGGGCUUUGCAGGUUUAUAUCCCCCUCUCCUUGACCUUGCAUCACCGACACGCACUGAGCCGACUCGACAGUCACGUUCGACUCCUGAUGAACCCCACCCCCGAUGCUCGCGGGCAAUUACCUCCCCUUUGAGACAGCACCCCACUCACAGUCGUUGUGUUUCGAGGACGUUUCGUUUACGGAAAACCUAUCCUUUGACAUCGGCAUCGAUGUAGAUUUCACGCAAUUGUGUCUUCUUAUUACUUGAUAUUAAUCUGCUCGGCGAUGUGCGCUCUUGCGAUGAAUAAUUGAUCUUAUUUUGGCACCGUAUUACAAUACUUAGCGCUGCAUGUAUAAUCCCACUAACCUCUUUAACCGCAGGGCUUUGCGGCGGACAGCGUUGAAGUUGCCGAUGAUGUUGUGCAUCCCUUUCGUUGGACCAGUAUUCCUAGUUGUGCGUACUAGUGAAAAUGUGUGUGUGCAUGUGUUUGCCAUCUCUGGCUCUCAUUGACCUCUGCUCUGACUACAUCCUUAGUAAUAACUUCCUUUUUUUCCUUUUUCUUUUCCUUUUUGUAUCUGCUUGCCUGCUGUUUGUUUGGCGUUCUCUCUUCCCCUCUUUGUUUCGCUGCUCCUUGAAUACUCAUCUCUGCGUUGCAUUAGCUCUCUCUCUCUCUCAAAGGCUCCUGAGGCUAGCCUAAGUAUUUUUUUCUCACUUAGGAAUCCUGUCUGCCCCUCUUCGUUUUCUUUCUUUGGUCGUUGUCGCCUUUAUCCUGUAUUUCCGCUGCAGGCGCGUUGUGGCUGGGCCGGCCUGCCCCUCUUCGUUUUCUUUCUUUGGUCGUUGUCGCCUUUAUCCUGUAUUUCCGCUGCAGGCGCGUUGUGGCUGGGCCGGCCGGUGUCUACCCCAGCGCCGUGCUUUCCCCCGUUAUGCUUCCAUUUCCCUUCUCAUUGCUGGUGGCAGCUCGCGGUGGCGUGCCGCCAGUCCCACGAAUAGAGUACAUUAAUUUCACUGUUUACACUAUGGAAGAAAGAGAAUCCAAGUGGGAAAGAAAUGUUGUAACUGUUGGCCAACUUG